AGGUAUUUGACUGACAUGUUCCCGGACGACGAGGAGACAACUGUCCAAGGAUGCAAGAAAAUUUGGCAAGGCCUCCGGACCCAAUACAGAGACAGGAUGAGGGAUUUCAAGGGAAGCCUCAAGAGUGGAAUGGGUGCCGAUGAAGUUGCUCCUCCAAAGUGGAGUUACUUUAAACAACUUGCCUUUCUACAGGGUGCUAUGGCCAAUGUCGAAACAAUCAGCCCUUUGCCCAAUGACCCUGAUCCCCUCAAAACAGCCAUUGCAAAUGAUCCCAAUCAUGAUCAAAAUGAUCUGGCUACCACUCUCCCUGCGUUGGAUGAAGAGGAUGAUAACGAGAACAGUUUAGAAAUGCCAUCAAACGAUGUACUGAUUCCGGAGACUUCUAGUAUUCAAUCAAACAAAUGCAAUCAUCUCAUUUCGCCUCCUGUACACUCCAGCAAUAUCACUCCGCCCUCUACUAUGCGAAUUGGAUCACCUAUUGCAUUUCAAAAAAUGCAUGUAAAUCCUUUCAGUCCACCUCCAAAUAUUGGAUGGCAUCCAAAGGCACAAGGAAAAAGGAAGAUGAUGCCAGUGAAGCCAUCGGACCCUAGGGGCAAUGAGGUUUUUCAAGCCACCAUGACCUUGUUGGGUAAAGAAGACGACGAUGAGGCUAAAUUCACGACGUAUUUGGCAUCUCUGCUUCGAAAGCUGUCAAAAGAUGAUGGAAAAUCUACCCAAAUAUCGAUCUUAAACAUUGUGUUUGAAAGGGUGCCUUGA
Messenger RNA from Tigriopus californicus, 756 nucleotides. RefSeq lists its product as uncharacterized. The transcript has a single exon. Bases 16 to 756 code for a protein of 246 amino acids. The record is from RefSeq and is a predicted model, not a curated record. NCBI's taxonomy places the organism in Eukaryota, Metazoa, Arthropoda, Copepoda, Harpacticoida, Harpacticidae.